AUGCAAGGUAUGGAGAAGAUCCGCACGGGAAACGGCACUUCGGGCACAAAAAGAAAACAACUCGCCAAACAACAUCACACUCCUCCACAUCAAACUCAAUUCGCGGACGCCCCUUUGUACAUAAUGACCAGAGGCGAUCAAAGAGAGAGGGCGAGAGCCAAGGCCCAAAAGAAGCAGGCUGACUUAAGCAAGGGAAAGGUCAAGGAUGGUGACUCUGCUGCCAAGCGUAAGGAGAGGGAUGCUGCCGCGAUGCGCGAGAAGCAGAAGGCUGCUGAAGAGAAGAGGCAGCAAGACGCCGGUGGCAAGUAG
This is a messenger RNA of Acanthamoeba castellanii str. Neff, 309 nucleotides long. RefSeq names its product 4F5 protein family. The record is from RefSeq and is a predicted model, not a curated record. NCBI's taxonomy places the organism in Eukaryota, Discosea, Longamoebia, Acanthamoebidae. The transcript has 3 exons. The coding region runs from base 1 to 309 and encodes 102 amino acids.